This is a messenger RNA of Drosophila grimshawi, 3283 nucleotides long. It is a transcript of the gene Shark, whose product is annotated as tyrosine-protein kinase Shark. Gene Ontology annotation, molecular function: signaling receptor binding; non-membrane spanning protein tyrosine kinase activity; ATP binding. The record is from RefSeq and is a predicted model, not a curated record. Gene Ontology annotation, cellular component: extrinsic component of cytoplasmic side of plasma membrane. Gene Ontology annotation, biological process: cell differentiation; innate immune response; protein phosphorylation. Bases 124 to 2949 code for a protein of 941 amino acids. The transcript is spliced from 6 exons. Lineage: Eukaryota; Metazoa; Arthropoda; Insecta; Diptera; Drosophilidae.
UUGCAAGCUGAUGUGCAACACUGCACGCACUUAUCACAGAUAAUUCCUAUUAAUAAGUGAAUUUUUUUGUACACAUUUUGAACGGUAUUACAGACAAUUACAUAGACUCUAAAUGGCAGCAUAAUGACGCGCAAUGAUCACAUGAAAUGGUAUCAUGGCCGCUUGACACGCGAGGCAGCCGACGAUUUGCUUAAACAAGGUUACGAGGAUGGCACAUUUCUGGUGCGCGAAAGCAGCACAGCAGCUGGCGAUUUUGUGUUGAGUCUGUUGCAUCAGGGCGAGGUGUGUCACUAUCAGAUUCGACGACAUGGCGAGGAUGCCUUCUUCUCCAUCGAUGACAAGAGUCAGACGAAAAUCUUGCAUGGCCUGGAAACUCUGGUGGAUUAUUAUCAACAGGAACCGAAUGGUUUGAUCACAAAACUAACGGUGCCACUCACUGGCGAUGUGCCGCCGCACAAUACACGCAGCCAGGGCGUAACGAAUCUGUUGCAUCGUGCCACCAGCAAGAACGAGAGCAACGUCGUGUUUGAGCUGCUGAAAUGUGGCUAUCGCAAUUUCGAUGCCAAGAAUCAGGAUGGACAAACGGCGCUCCAUUUGGCUGCCCUGUAUUGCAAUGAGAAUAUUCUCGAAUUGCUGCUGGAUGCACACGUUCAGGUCAACAGCGCCGAUGCUUCUGGCUGCCAGCCAUUACAUUAUGCCUGUCGGCAGAAGCCGGCCAGUUUUAUACGCAUUCUGAUCGCGCAUCAGGCAAAUGUACAGGGACGCAACAUUGAGAAUGGUUAUGUGCCGCUGCACGAGGCCGCCAAGCAUGGCAAUUUGGAGGCAGUCCAAACACUGCUCGAGGCACAGGCGCCACCGUUACCACGCACCAGCUGCGGCGAGUUUCCCUUCGAUCUGGCCAAGGAGACGGGCCAAACGGCCGUUGAGGAAUUUCUGCUCAACUACAAGUUGCCGCCGGCAAGCACCAGUCGGGAGCAGUGGUACCAUGGCACCCUCAAGCGAGACGAGGCCAUCUCCAUACUCAAACAGUUUGCCCAUCAUUUGCAGCGCAAGCAGGUGGCCAGUGGCCAGCCGGUGGACACAGCCGGUUGCUUUCUGGUGCGCUACUCGGAGUCGCGAGCGGCAUCUGGCUACGUGCUCACUCUGCUCACCGCCGAUCAGUCGCCCAAAAACUUUCUCAUCUCACAAGCGGAUCUCUAUCAGAACAGUAAUGGCAACAAGUUGUCCUCCGGCGGGUCAAAAUUCCUGUACAUUGACGAUGGUCCAUAUUGGCCGAGCUUGGAGCAUUUGGUGGCGCAUUUUAUGCGCUUUUCCUACGGCCUGCCCGUCAGUCUAAAGCAUCCGGUGGCGCCGCAGCCCAAGCCGGAGGUGCCCUCCUUUGCCACAAUACCCCGUGUUACGCACAAGCAAGCAACGGAUAUGCCCAAUCCGCCGCUCAGCAGCAUGCCGGCCAAUCCCAUCGCAGUGCCAACACCCGGCAAGCAGAAGAAGCAGAAGGAGAACAUUAGCUCCAUGUUUAAUACGCUGCGCAGUCCCAAGAAGAGUCUCUUCGACAUGAACAGUCUGCGCAAGAGUAAAUCGAAGAAUAAACGCAGCGAUUCCGAGAGCAGCAUCAGCUUUGAGGCAGCCGCCGCCCGGGCCAAGGAGGAGCUGCAGGCGGCUGCUCCGAUGCUCAAGAAUCUCUCGUUCUCAACGGACUUUAGCAACUUUAAUGUGGAUAACGAUGAUGUUGGUGGAGAUGUGUACAAUGUGCCAAGGAAUAAUACACCGAUUGAGGUGCCACCGAUUGCCAAUAAGACUGAGGCGGAAGUCGAGUAUUUCACCAAGAGCGAUGUCGCCAUUGAGCGGGAACGUCUCGCUGCACUCACAGCCAACGGUUAUUUGCCCACAAUGGAUGUGCACAUCCUGCUCGAUCAGCCCAUCAAGCUGCUCGACUCGAAGCAGAUGUCGCGGCUCGACUCGAUUAUAUCCACUGGGUCCACAGAGAGCGAAAUGGCUGGCUAUCUGCAGCGCAAGUGCAGCGGAGGUGCAGCAGGAGCCAGUGUAUCGGGACUCAGUGGCGAUGAGUUGGCCGCCGCCAAGCAACGAUUCUUUAUACAUCGGGAUCAGUUGGAGUGCGGACCGGAAAUUGGAGCCGGUGACUUUGGCUCCGUUUACAAGGGUUGGCUGCGUCGCGGUUCCGAGGGCAGUCCUCGUCUCGAGGUGGCCAUCAAAACGCUGCGCGACGAGGAAGAGCAUGCCAUCAACAAGCAGGACUUUCUGCGAGAGGCAUCUGUGAUGAUGCGAUUGGAGCACAAGUGCAUUGUGCGACUCAUUGGCAUCUCCAAAGGUGAUAUGCUGAUGAUGGUCCAGGAAUUGGCGCCACUCGGCUCCAUGCUGCAGUACAUACUCGAUCACAGUCCCGAGCUGAAGGUCAACAACGAACUGAAGCUCUGGGCAACGCAAAUCGCAAGCGGCAUGCAUUAUUUGGAGACGCAGCACUUUGUGCAUCGCGAUUUGGCUGCACGCAACAUACUGUUGACAUCCCGGCAGCAGGCGAAGAUUAGUGAUUUUGGAAUGUCGCGUUCGCUGCGUGCUGGCAGCGAUGAGUAUCAUUUCACGCAAGGCGGACGCUGGCCCAUACGCUGGUAUGCGCCGGAGAGCUUCAACAAUGGCAUCUUCUCGCAUGCCAGCGAUGUUUGGUCGUUUGGCGUCACGCUGUGGGAGAUGUUUGCGCUUGGCGCACCGCCAUAUGGCGAUAUAUUGAAUAAGGAUGCCAUCGAGCUGGUCGAUAAUGGACAGCGUUUGCCACAGCCGGAUCUGUGUCCGGCGUACAUUUAUGCCGUCAUGCACAGCUGCUGGCAGUAUCAUCCCAGGGAGCGGCCCACCUUUGCCUAUCUCAUGGAGUUCUUCAGUCGCGAUCCCGAGUACCAGAAUCUGCCGGAGGUGGUGCAAUCGGUGCAUAUCUAGGCCAAUCUCCAACUGCUUCUGGUGCAGCUCCCACUCCUCGUCCACAUCUCCUUCCUUAAGCGUGCAAUUUCUUUUAUUACGAUUACUCCAUGUAUUGAUUUUAUUUGAUAUCUUGGUUAAUUCCAAUUUCUAACGUAUUAUUGUUAUACAUUUGUUUAUAUAUAUAUAUAUAUAUCUACUUGUACCAUAUGUCAAUCUAUAUAUAUCCAUAUAUAAAUAUAUAUGUAUUUUGUGGACAAUCUAUGUGAACAAUUUGUGUCAAAUAGUGAACAAGUGUGCCUUACAUUAUUUUAUAACAAUUAACCAAUAUGCAAUAAAAUGUUGCAUAAACGUA